AUGGGAUGUGGUGCUACCAAACCCCAACCCAAAAAGCUGCAGCUGAAAAAAUGCGACAAAGCUAUGCGGGCGGCUUUACUCAUCCAGCGCUGGUACCGGCAGUACGUGGCCCGCUUGGAGAUGAGGCGCCGGUGCACAUGGAACAUUUUUCAGUCCAUCGAGUAUGCAGGAGAGCAGGAUCAGAUCAAGCUGUACAAUUUCUUUGGCUACCUCAUGGAUCACUUCACUCCUGCAAGCAACGAAAGGAAGCUGAUCUCCCACAUAUUUCGAGAGACUGAGGUGUUCCUGGACGCGGAAUGGGAGCGGUACUUCUGCUACGAGAACAUCGUGGUGCCGGACGUGUACACCGGGCCUCACCUCGCAUUUCCUCUGACUGUCAGCAAUGUCACUGAUCUAGUGGAGGCCUUCAAACAAAAACAACAGCUCCAUUCUCGAUAUGUCCUCCAGCUCCUCGGGGAAACCUGGAGAUUGCUCCGGGUUCUGCCAAACAUUAACGCGGUGUCUACACGCCACAGCAAGGAGAUCACCAUAUGCGGAGACUUGCACGGACAACUCGAAGAUCUCCUGCUGGUGUUCUAUAAAAACGGCUUGCCGUCAUUGGAGACGCCGUACGUCUUCAACGGAGACUUUGUGGAUCGAGGGAAAGACUCCAUUGAGAUUCUGCUGAUCCUGUUUGCCUUCCAGCUGGUGUAUCCCAACGACGUCCACCUCAACAGAGGAAACCACGAAGACCAUAUUGUGAAUCUGAGGUACGGCUUCACCAAGGAGGUUCUUGGGAAGUACAGGGUUCAUGGGAAGAAGAUCCUAAAGCUGCUCCAGAAGAUCUUUAGCUGGUUGCCCUUGGCAACCGUAAUCGACCAGAAAGUGCUGAUUCUGCACGGCGGGAUCUCAGACAGCACUGACCUCAGACUCAUUGCCGAACUGGAAAGAAACAGAUACGUCUCAGCACUGAGGCCCCCGAAGCGUCCUCGGCAGACCCCGAAGCCCUCGGACAGAGACGAGGACCGCUGUAGCACCUCCAGCAGGAAACGAGUGCGCUCUUUGACGUACGAGCGACGCCCCUUGCACACCUACAGCCGCACGAGCCCCUCCGUGGAGGAGGAGCUUCGGGAAAGGAGGAGGUGGGCGGGGCUCAGCGCAUCCUGCGACAGGCUUCACUUCUUUUCCUCAGACUCGGACCCCGACUCGGUCGAGGCUCCAGAGACGGACGCAGAGGAGUGGAAGCAGAUAGUGGAUGUGCUGUGGAGCGACCCGAUGCCGCAGGAUGGCUGCGUCCCGAACGAGGUGCGAGGAGGCGGCUGUUACUGGGGCCCUGACGUCACGCGGGAAGUCCUCGACCGUCACAACCUGCAGCUGCUUAUCCGAUCCCACGAGUGCAAACAGGACGGCUACGAGUUCUGUCACGACCGCAGGGUGCUGACCAUUUUCUCUGCGUCUAACUAUUAUGAAGUGGGCAGCAACAGAGGAGCCUAUAUAAGAUUAGGACCAGACUUGAACCCUCACGUCAUCCAGUACCAGGCCAGCAGAUCCACCAGAGAACUGACCCUGAGACAGAGUGUCGGACGGACGGAGCGUUCGGCUCUCCGAGCCUUGAAAGAACAGCUCUUUGCCCACAAGUCAGACCUCAUCAGUGCCUUCCAGGAGUAUGACCCAGAGCAUACAGGUGUGAUCUCGAUGAAGCACUGGGCCGCUGCCAUGGAGUCGGUGUUGCGACUCGGCCUGCCAUGGAGAGUCCUGCGCUCCCAGCUGGUGGGCUGUAACACACAGGACGGCACGCUCAACUACCACAACUGGUUCAGAGAACUCGACAUCGCCGAGCCCAACAACGAGCUCGCACAUACGGGCCUCCUGGAAACCAUGUACAGACACCACUCCAAUCUCGAGACCAUCUUCAGAAUUAUAGACACAGAUAACUCGGGACUCAUCUCAUUCGAAGAGUUCCGCCAGACGUGGAAGCUGCUGAGCUCCCACCUGAAGAUGGAGAUCAGUGAUGAAGCAAUAUCAGACGUAGCCAUAAGCAUCGACUUCAACAAGGAUGGCAGCAUCGACAUCAAUGAGUUCAUGGAGGCCUUCAGGUUGGUGGAGAGCACGGUCGGAGCGGUGCCAUCUGACCUUCUACAGCAUAAAAACCCCUCAUAGACCCGGCGCUGUCCGGGUUUAAGCAUCCAGCCUACACGGGGAUAGGAAUCGAGCAUGGAGUGCAACGAACGCAUAUCGGACUGGUCGAAUCGGAUUGAAUAUGAACGUGUGAAUGCUGAAUUUGAACACAGACGCUUGAUUCUUCUUCUUUUUCUUUUUUUUUGGAAAAUGUGAAUCUCUGAACAUUAACAUAAAAGUACUCUGGAUUUCAAAACAUUUAUAUACAACAUAUUUUUAAUAUUUCAGUAUAUAUGAAUAUUUUUCUAGUGCUUUGAAUUCAGUGGCGUUUAAAUUUCAUUAUUAAGAAUGACUUCACUACUCAGUGAAGGUAAAUAAUUGCAUAAUUGCUAUUUAUCUUCACUCUAAAAGCACCGUUUUGAUUCGUACUUGGUUUGACUAGAAUUUUAAAAUGAAUGCAGCUCUUUAAAAAACAAUAAAACGCAACAGAUUUCAAGCAAGUCUCACCUGGAAUAUAAAAAUAUUUUAAAAAUGUGACUUUAUCCAUCACGAUCAAGCAUAACAUUUAACUGUAUAUCUACUUCAGAUUUCUUUGUAAUAGUUUUCUGUAUUGCUGAUAUAAUCCAUUGUUUUUGUUUUCAUUUUAAAUGCUAAAAAUUUCAUUAACCCUUUGCUACAAUUAAUUUCGCUGUAAUUUUUUGAUAUGCAAUAACACAAACCUACUAUUUUCCUAUGUAACUGAAAUGCAAUGUCAC
Molecule: messenger RNA, 2852 nt
Organism: Ictalurus punctatus (channel catfish)
Lineage: Eukaryota; Metazoa; Chordata; Actinopteri; Siluriformes; Ictaluridae
Product: serine/threonine-protein phosphatase with EF-hands 2
Exons: 16
Coding region: 1-2139 (712 amino acids)
Biological process (GO): detection of stimulus involved in sensory perception; negative regulation of MAPK cascade
Cellular component (GO): cytosol; nucleus
Molecular function (GO): calcium ion binding; iron ion binding; protein serine/threonine phosphatase activity
Source: RefSeq, a predicted model, not a curated record